GCGACCUAUAGAUGAGUUCGUUUAACCAAAAUUAAGACAAAAAGUAGUCUAUUAAAGUGGUGACAGGUUAAGUUAAUUUUAUAAUAUCAACUUUUUAUCAAACAAUUGGAUAUACCGUUGAGAAUGAUGCACAUUGACUACUCGUUGACUACACGUUGCAAAUGUCGAAACCUCUCUCUCUCUCCCCCUUUAAAUAUGUAUCUCACUCUUUGCUUCUUAGCUACAUUUACAUUUUCUCAGUCUCACAAAUCAAACAAAAGAGAGAGGCACACAGCUAUGAACCGACAGAGUUUGAAGAGAUUUCAGUUCCGUAGAUGGGGAAAACGAAUCGGAAGCUCAACCACGACGGCCUCAACUAAGCUAGGAAACGCAGAGGAAAGAACAAUUGUGGCGUUUGCGUUCUCAUCAUCAUGUUUUGGGAAACCUCCUCGCGUUCUCGUGAAGCAGUUUGUUUGGAGGUUGAAAUCGCGUUUGAGACUGUCGAGGAAGAUUGAUAAUCAUAAUAUUCAGUGCAGCUACGAUCUCCGGAGCUAUCAUCUGAAUUUCGACGACGGUUGGUCCCGUCGACGAUAGUUUUAAUUUCUAUGGAUAUAUUAUAUUUAUGUAUCUUUAUCUAUGGAUAUUGUCUUGUUUUGUACAUAUUAAAAGUCCCAAUCUAAAAACACUUUGGUUAUCUUCGUGUUUAGUUUUCGCACGGAAGAAAAUUGCAAGAUCAUUUUUGUUCAUAGGCUUUUUAUUUUUAUUUUGGUUCAGAUCCAUAUGCUUUGUAUAUUGUGUCGAAUAUACGGAAAACAUAUCUUAGAAAGA
Raphanus sativus (radish) is the source of this 807-nucleotide messenger RNA. RefSeq lists its product as uncharacterized. Bases 124 to 573 code for a protein of 149 amino acids. Lineage: Eukaryota; Viridiplantae; Streptophyta; Magnoliopsida; Brassicales; Brassicaceae. The record is from RefSeq and is a predicted model, not a curated record. The transcript has a single exon.